UAUUGUUAUAUGUGUUUACUGUUUUAAAAUUUUGAUUGUUUAUUAUAUUUAAUAAUUUAUUCAUCAACCAUUAUUCAUCACUAAUAAUUAUACAUAAAGAACAAUGUUUAAUUGCCAAGUUUGUGAUGCUAAAUAUAAUUCGGUGUCUGGUUUAAAUAAGCAUUUAAGAACAAAACAUAAAGAUACACCGAAAAUUAAAAAAAAUGUAUACUAUUGUAAUGACUGUGAUGGAUCAUUUGAUUUAAAGUCCAAUAUGAUUAAACACACGAAGACUCAUUUAUAUGGUCAGCAUAGCAAUAUGUUAUGUUCCUAUACAAAUUGCACAAAAUCAUUUGCAUCUAUAGCAGGAUUAAUUGUACACUUAAAAUCUCAUAACAUUAAUGUUGAGUCAACAUUGUUAAAUUUUAAUUCUAUAGAAGGUACAUCAAUUUAUAAUUACAUUAUAAUAUAUCUCUUAACAAUCACUACUAACUUAUUGUGUUUCAGUGAUUAAGUUUAAAGUGUUUGUUUUUACAAAAUUCAAUUCAAAACAAACAACAAAAAAUCUGUUACAAUGACCCACUUGUAACCUCCUACUGUACAUCAGGGCGUCACUAACUUACAAUAUUCUUUCUUUUUUUUUUCAUAUUUAAGUUGAGAUAUUAAUAUUAAAAUGGUGGUGGUUGUGAAUAAUAUUGUAAUAUUCUCAUCUGGAACUUUUUUUCUGAAUACCUUUACUGUGGACAUGUAUGAAUUUUAAUUACAGAUCUUCAUUUACCAAGUCUGUCCGUCACUAUAGCCUAUAGGGAAGUAUGGUUCCUUAUAAAAUGUUCAGUAUUAAUAUUGUUUAAGUGUUAUAGGUGAUUUAAAAAAGGUUAACAUUUCCUGUGAUUUGGCUGAAAGUAUUGGUUUUUACUGUUGAUGUUACUGUGGACAUAUUUUAACAAAUGGAAAAAAAAUAUAGAAGACAAACAAGAGUGCCAGUAUGUCAAGUUGUCAUCAAAAAAAAAAACUUUAAGUAAAGAGUAUGUAUACUAUUUUUGCCACAGAUCAUUUGAACCAAGAACUUCAAAUAAAGGAUACAGAUGUACAAAAAGUGGUGGUUCCGUGAAAACUGGCCAUGUUUGCCCUUCUAACAUGAAAGUACAUAUACACAAUAAAGAAAUUAAUGUUCGAUAUUAUAGUACACACUUAUGGCAUACGAAGGAUAUAGGAAAACUAAGAUUGUGUGAUGAAGAUAGAAGUAAAAUUGCUGGAAAGUUAUCUUUGGGUGUACCAGUCAACAGAAUUUUGCAAGAUGUUAGAUCAUCAAAUGUUGAGAUGGAUAGUAUUAAAAGAAUUCAUUUGCUAGAAAAAAAAGAUAUACACAAUAUUAAGCGUGACUUUAAUAUUUCAUAUUCAACAAAAAAACACCAAAAUGAUGCAAUAAGUGUAGAUCUUUGGGUAAAAGAAAUGAUGAAAAAAGGUGAUGAAAGUCCAGUUUUAUAUUAUAAGCAACAAGGAAUUAAUGAUAAUUGUGUUCCAUGCUUCACUAAAAAUGAUUUUUGUCUUGUAAUAAUGACUCAAUUUCAAUCUGAAUUAUUAUUAAAAUUUGGAAAAGACAAAGUAUGUUUAGAUGGUACACAUGGACUAAAUGGGUAUAACUUCCAACUGUACACUGUAGUUGUUGUAGAUGAAUACGGAAAUGGAUAUCCCGUAGCCUUUUGUUUUUCCAAUCGAUCCGAUACUACUGUGUACAGACAUUUUUUUCAGUGUAUCAAAAAGAUAACUGGUAAUAUUAAUGCAAAUAUUUUUAUGUUCGAUGACGAACCGGCAGGCAAACAGCUAUUGUGUACUUGGCACGUAUUAAGGAAUUGGGCAAAAAAUUUAAGAAAAAUUCACUCGAAUGAAAAACAAAAUAUUGUAUUCAAAACUUUAAAGGCUUUACUAUAUGAGACAGACGAAAACAAUUUUUUGAUUGAGUUGCAACAUGUAUUAGAUGAUCUUCUAAAUGAUGAAGAUACAAGAGACUUCGGAAAUUACUUUAAGACUACAUAUUCAUACAGGGCAGAAAAGUGGGCCUAUUUUAAUAGAAAAUAUGUUGGUAUUAAUACUAACAUGUACCUUGAAGCACUUCAUAAGUCUAUAAAGUAUUGUUAUUUAGAAGGAAAAAGCUGCAAACGUUUGGAUUUAUCGAUUAAUGCUCUAAUGUCUUUGGUGAGAGACAAAAGUUUUGAACGAAUCAUUAAAAUUUCCAAACAAAAAAUGUCUUCUAAACUGACACAAAUUAUUGCAGCUCACAAUAAAAGUGAAAAAAUUACACCGGAUAUGGUUGUUCAAGUUGAUGGUAAUUGGUUGGUUAAUUCUGAGGCAGACAUACAUAUUCAAUAUAGAGUCGAAAAAACAACAUUAUCAUGUGAUGAUUGUGUAUUACGUUGUAAUGUGUGUAGAAUAUGUGUACACACUUAUAAAUGUACUUGCAUGAAUAAUGUUAUUUAUUUUAACAUUUGUAAGCAUAUUCAUGCAUGUGCUAAACGACAGACCAUCAUAACAGAUAUAGAAACAGUACAAAAUGAAAACCAAUCUUUUCCAUCACCAUGUGAUUUAGCUGUCGAUAAUGGAUUUUUAAGAGAACAAGGACAAGAACAAUUGUUGAACAAAAAUAUAAAGAAAAAUAACGAAGAAAUUAAACACAAACUAGAAAUGAUACUUGGUAUUCAUAGUCGAGCAAAUAUGAAUGAAGAAGAUCAAAUGUAUAUAAUUAAACAGUGUGAUAAUAUAUUGACAACAUUAGGAAAAGAAAUAGAUUUUAAGAAAACAUCAAACUUACAAUUGGCUAAGAAAAGAAAAAUUGAACCCCAAGCAAGAUUUUUUUCAAAAAAAAAAGUACCAAGUCAACAUCCAACUCUAUCAUCAAUUGAGGGUACACAAAUUAGGGAGUCAUUGAAAAAUUCAACUGAUGUUUUAAAUAUAAGUACUACACCAAUGUUUGAUCAUUCCUACUUAUAACCAAUAUUUAAUUUAAAUUUAAACAUUAGUUACUAUUUUAUUAUUUUAUUUAAAUUUUUUUAGUUAUUUUAACAUUAAUUAUUUUAUGAUGUAUCUAUAUUUGACAAAUUACCGUUAUGGCGUUAUGUUAUUAUUUGAUUUUAAUUUUUUUUGUAAUUAUUUUAAUUUAUUUAUAUGUCGAUAUAAUAUACAUUAUACAUAAAUCAACAUUUACUAUUUAUAUUAAGUGAUUUAUGAGAUAAGAUGAUAACGAUUCCAAUCAGACUAUACGAACGUAAGUCACUCUGGUGUAC
Molecule: messenger RNA, 3260 nt
Organism: Melanaphis sacchari
Lineage: Eukaryota; Metazoa; Arthropoda; Insecta; Hemiptera; Aphididae
Exons: 4
Coding region: 901-2967 (688 amino acids)
Source: RefSeq, a predicted model, not a curated record